This is a messenger RNA of Diaporthe batatas, 807 nucleotides long. RefSeq lists its product as uncharacterized. Gene Ontology annotation, molecular function: peptidase activity. The transcript is spliced from 3 exons. Gene Ontology annotation, biological process: proteolysis. The record is from RefSeq and is a predicted model, not a curated record. NCBI's taxonomy places the organism in Eukaryota, Fungi, Ascomycota, Sordariomycetes, Diaporthales, Diaporthaceae. The coding region runs from base 1 to 807 and encodes 268 amino acids.
AUGCCCCUCCUGGCGGACCUCUACAAGGCCUAUGGGAUCCCUGUUGUAUUCUACGACCAGAUCGGGUGCGGUCGCUCCACGCACCUCCGCGAUAAGAUGGGAGACGUGGAGUUCUGGUCCUUUGAGCUCUUCAUCAAGGAACUUGACAUGUUGGUCGACCACCUCCAGCUGCGGGACCGUGGGUUUUAUCUCUUGGGCCAGAGCUGGGGCGGCGUUCUCGCUGCUUCCUAUGCUAUGAGCCAGCCCCGCAGAAGAUCUCCUGUGGGGCUGAGAAAGCUGGUCAUAGCCAGCGGGCCGUCAAGUAUCCCGUUGUACGAACAGGGUCUCAAGAGCCUGCUUACCAAGUUGCCGGCUGAUGUUCGGAAGACACUCGAGGAAUGCGACAGGCGGAGCGAUCACGAGAGGGAGGAGUUCAAGAGCGCUGCCGCAGUCUUCAACGGCCACCACGUCUGUACCUUGGACCCCAUGCCCGAUGAGGUCAUGGCAGCGUUCAAGAAUAUGAGCGACGAUCCCACCGUCUACCUCACGAUUCAAGGACCGGCUGAGUUCGUGAUAUUUGGCUCAAUCAAGGGUUGGGAGGGGUGGAGCCGAGCUCACAAUACUGAGGUCGAGACCCUCCUGAUCAACAGUAAGGCGGACGAAGUCACCAACCCCGCCAUGCACCAAUGGUCCAAGGAGAUCCCCAAAGUAAGAUGGGUGACUCUUGGUGGGAGCCACAUGUCGCACUGGGAGGAUAGGGAUAGGUACAUGCAGGAGGUCGGCGACUUUCUCGCCAGCACGGAGCCUGGUGAUAGAAAACAAUCGUGA